This is a messenger RNA of Scaptodrosophila lebanonensis, 324 nucleotides long. Its product is annotated as larval cuticle protein 65Ag1-like. Lineage: Eukaryota; Metazoa; Arthropoda; Insecta; Diptera; Drosophilidae. The transcript is spliced from 2 exons. The coding region runs from base 1 to 324 and encodes 107 amino acids. Gene Ontology annotation, cellular component: chitin-based extracellular matrix. Gene Ontology annotation, molecular function: structural constituent of chitin-based larval cuticle. The record is from RefSeq and is a predicted model, not a curated record.
AUGAAGUUCAUCAUUGUCUUUGCUGCCCUCUUCGCCGUUGUUUUGGCUGCACCAGCAAAUCCCGAUGCCGACUCACAGGUCCUGCGCAGUGACUCUGAUGUUGGUCCCGAAAACUACAAAUAUGCCUAUGAGACCUCCAAUGGCAUUAAUGCUCAAGAAGAAGGACAACUGAACAAUGCUGGCAGCGAAAACGAAGCCAUUGCAGUACGUGGAUCCUUCACAUGGGUGGACCCUGAGGGUCAGUCACAUACCAUUACCUAUAUUGCCGACGAGAAUGGUUUCCAGCCACAGGGCGCUGAUAUUCCCCUUGCCCCAGAGGCUUAA